GGAAUCCCCAAAAUCAAAACAAAUAUGUCAUUUCCAGUGUCACUUCAAGACAUUAUCAAGGCUCAUCAACGGAUUGCCAAACAUAUACACAGGACCCCAGUGCUCACGUGUACUACAAUUGAUAAUCUAGUCAACAGGAAGGUAUUCUUCAAAGCUGAAAACUUGCAGAAAACAGGAUCAUUCAAACCGAGGGGUGCUCUGAAUUCUAUCUUGAAGUUGAAAGAAGAACAUUCCAAAGUAGCUGGAAUUGUGACGCAUAGCAGUGGGAACCAUGGACAAGCUGUAGCAUGGGCUGCCAGAUUGGCCGACCUUCCCUGCUGUGUUGUGGUACCACAAGGAACUCCAGAGGUCAAAGCACAGGCAAUUAAAGGUUAUGGGGCAGACUUGGUAUACUGUGAUCCCAGUCCUACAUCGAGAGUGGAAACAUGUGACAAGAUAGCGAAGGAUAAGGGCUAUUUCAUUGUUCAUCCCUAUGAUCAAUACAACACUAUAGCUGGUCAGGGCACAAUGGCAGUUGAGUUCCUAGAGGAAGUGCCCGAGUUAGACGCUAUUCUGGUGCCAAUAAGCGGGGGAGGGAUGACAUCUGGUAUUGCUAUAGCAGCCAAAGCAAUCAAACCAAGCAUUAAAAUAUUUCCAGUGGAACCCCUGGGUAAAGAACUAGGACCUUGUCUCAAGGAAAAGGCAAGGUUAUGGAAGAAUCCCCCCCAAUUUGUUGACACAAUUGCAGAGGGAAUCCGGACCCAACAACUUGGACAUUUAACAUUCCCUAUCGUGUGUGAAUUGGUUGAGAAACAAGUUUUUACUGUGAGUAACAAAGAGAUGGUAGAAGCUAUGAAGUUCGUUUGGCAGAGGAUGAAGACAGUAAUAGAGGCGAGUUCUGCCGCAGGAGUUCACGCCGUUAUGUCAGAAGAAAUGCGACAGUUAGACCCUUCACUUAAAAAUAUUGGAGUUAUACUUUGUGGCGGAAAUGUCGACAUUGACAAUCUUCCAUGGUGAAAAUCCAUUAAAAAAUGGUGCACAAUUUUAAAAUGAUGAAA
Messenger RNA from Owenia fusiformis, 1037 nucleotides. The record is from the annotation of a GenBank genome assembly. NCBI's taxonomy places the organism in Eukaryota, Metazoa, Annelida, Polychaeta, Sabellida, Oweniidae.